CCGCCUGGUCAACCCCAGCGCCGCCAGUGUGUCACCACCGCUCUCACCAACACCACCACCAAUAUCUGUUGCACCAACACACCCACGCCCUCGAGGCUCUGUCCUCCUUCAGGUUCGCCAGCACAGUUCCUUCAGGAUACCCGUGAGCAAAGCCACUGUCAGCAGUUGGUUGGCCACGCACCAACACAAGCAGUCGGGAUAUAGCGAGCGUAGGGCCUAAGUGCCUUGGGAUAUAAUGGUGAUGGAGGUGUCCUCAGUCGACUUCGAGGUGUUCGGGAAGGUCCAGGGCUGUAACUUCAUCAAGGUAGCCAAGGAUACUGCUGAUGGGCUGGGCAUCACAGGCUGGAUAAAAAACAAUAAGACUGGUACUGUUGGUGGACGCCUCCAGGGACCCAAGGCCAGUGUAGACCAGAUGGUGAAGUGGCUAAGUGAAGAAGGUACUCCUGGGUGUCAAAUUGAACGCUGCCAACUUAGCAACCAACAGGCCAUCAUACGCCCUGACUAUCCUAAGUUCAGCCUUAAAUUCUAAAUUCUUAGUUUAUUAAAAGUCUUGCAAACACUACUUUCAGCCUAUAUUAAAAUUGGUAAAUUAUUAUUUUAACCGAGCCAUUAUAUACUAUAUUACAAGGACAUUUCAUCCAUCAGUAAGUUUUUCAGUUCAUCAUGUGCUGUAGCCAAUGUUUGACCACCUUGUUCAUUUUCCAAGUGACUAUGAAUCAUGACAAUGGAAGAACAUUAAAUAAACUAUUGCUACUUUUAUUUGAUUGGAGACAAGAUACCAAAGACAAUCCAGUCUAUCAUGGAUUUGGUUCAGUUCAAAUAUUUGUUAAUUCCAUAUCUACAGUGCAGUUAUUAAUAAAAACUUAUUUUUUAUAAGUAAAGUUUAUAAUUGAAAUGUAAAACAGUUUAUUUAAAUCAUGUUAAAUAUUAAUAUCAGGAUAUUAUCAGUAUUUUACCAGGUGAACAUAAUUUUUUCAAAUAAAUUAUGUCACUGCACUAGUACAGUAUUUCCCAGGACUGUAUAGCACAUUUUAUUUUAUUUUAAUCAUAUGACAGCAAGGGUUCAAACCAUAUAGUGCACUAAACUGUACUUGUAAUCAUAAUGACUGUUUUAGAUCACUUGGAAUACCAUGCUGAGUACAGUAUGUGAAUGCAAAUUAGUUUGGUAAACGAAAAAUUGGACAGUUUAUUUGGGGAAACUUGAAAUUAUAUAGAAGGCAUUUAGUUUAAAAUAAAUUAUAUUAGAUGGUUUUCUUUGAAAAGACAGUUUUUUUAGGGCUCUUGAUUUGUCAGCAUAUUUUGUUUGGGGAUAUAAUAAAAAAAAUAUUUUUUAAGUUUACAUUUUCAAGUAAUAAAGUGAACUGACCAUCUAUAUUUUAACCUAUAAAUUUUCGAAUCACAUUUGACCUGUGUUGUGGCUCAACAAUUGACUACUAUAAUCAUGUUUCUAUGUGCCCACUACCAUUACCAACUGUUUAAGUCUAUUUAAUUUCAGCAUACAGUACCAUCCAAUGAUUUAAUUCAGGUUGUAUAAUAUAAAAAGUAAUGUGUAUUUCGUAAUUUACUACUGCUCUAUCAUGUAUGAGAACUCAUUAUUCUCCAUCACACUUUUUGGGAGUGCCAUGAGAUAUGUGAUUUAUUUCAUAUUGUAUAACAAUGUUUUCCUUGGUAACAUUUGUGUUCAUUUUAUCAUUUAUCGUGUUGUCAUUCCUAGGUUAGGCAUUACUUGUCAAUAGCUAAUUUAGGUUUGAAUUCCAAAGCUUAAUACAAGGAUGAGUAACAAUAAAUUACGAUCUUCAUACAUGAAUUAUACAUGUGAAUGGACAUACAGUACUGAAAAAAUGCUGGUGACAACAAUACAAGUUAAAAAACACAUUAAAAGACCUUUAUCUGUACAGUACCAGAGAUUGUGGUAUGUUUCAGAAUGUUUAAAAUUCUCAAGAUGGUAUUCUUAAGAAUUUUCAACAUUGCUCUUCACUAAAUGUUAAAACUAAUCACCAGUGAUGUCUUCUUGAUCAUCCACUUUAUUGCUCCUCUUUGUGUGCAGCUUUAGGAGUACAACUUAGAUAGUUGUGUUCUGUAGUAGCUUUGUGUUGGGGAAUGCAGCAUCUUACAAUCCCUCCAGAUGAAUUUGUCUACUCUUUUCAUUCUUCAAAGUGAAAUUCUUUUACAGGACACCAAACUUUGAAACCAAUACAGAAUGGAGCAAAUAUUAUAACUAAUGUUCUUUUUAUACAUAGCAUAAAAAGUAUUACAAAAUUAUGAAAAAAAUAUAUUAGGCAAGUAUAAUUUAUCAUCAAUGAAGCCUAAAUAGUUCACCAAUUAGCUAAACUGUAGCAAAAACUUGUUUCCUAAGCUUAUGAAAAUUUAUGUGCCAUUAAAGAAUGAGCAUUUGAAUUUCCUAAACAAUAAUUAAUGUUCUUAAAUAUCAAAAACAAAACCUACCUUCAAGUUUAGAUGAGUUUCAAUUCACAUAUCCACCAAACUUUCACUGCUGUUAUCUUAACUUACUCACUUCUCUCAUGCCACUCUGAUUGCACCAUCAUCACAAUAUAAAUUAUAUUAUCUUUGUUGCGCACACGAACAAAUUCCGCCAAUCUGUUCUUCCAUGGUGAUGAAUGUAGACAUCUGUCAUGGGAGUUUGUAAGACUGCAAGUUUUGUGUUUGUCAAAUAUUUAUUUUUGGUUUAUAAAAUAAAGAUUUCACCUCAGAAAAGUAUUUUCAUCCUUUCUAAUUGUUUAACUAAAAUAACACACACUAUUUAAACUGACAAUUAACAAGUAGGCCUACUUAAACAGUAUCAAAAUAAAAUAACUUGGGCUAAAGAAGAGAAAUUAAGUUAAACAUGCAAUAAUGCAAUAAUGGCAGUGCUAUUGGUGAACCUGCAACAAGACAAUGAACCAUACAAUAUAUGUUUGCACAAGAAAUUGUCUUCUCACAUUUGUAAGAAAUAACCUCAACACAUUAAUCCAUAGCCUCUUAUGAACAAGAAUCUGUA
Molecule: messenger RNA, 2998 nt
Organism: Homarus americanus (American lobster)
Lineage: Eukaryota; Metazoa; Arthropoda; Malacostraca; Decapoda; Nephropidae
Product: acylphosphatase-2-like
Exons: 3
Coding region: 236-529 (97 amino acids)
Molecular function (GO): acylphosphatase activity
Source: RefSeq, a predicted model, not a curated record